CCACCCCCGCAGUGUGUGCUAAACUACUGGCAGCGCAAAGCUGCCGUGUCCUGCGCCGCCUCUUCCGCUGCCCGCUGCCCUCAGCUCCCACCUCCGCUGCUCCCGCACCCGCUCCACAGGAUCCAACAUCACCAGGGGGCGAGAUCGUGAUCGGCCACAGCCCCAUUCAGCGCUUGGCUCCAGCACCUACGUGGGCGCCGCGGCGUGCGGUGCUGACAACGCUGAGCAACAAGAUCAAGCAGAGGCAGACCAAGAGGAAACUAACCUUCGAGGAGGGUGAAGACAGAGGCGAAGAGGAGGAUGAGGUGCUCACUCAAUCAAAGAAACGAGCUGUAAUGCAUGAGGACUCCUCACUCGCGCCGUUAAUAAAGGAGGUGGAGGAGUUGCAAGGAGGAUAA
Messenger RNA from Nilaparvata lugens (brown planthopper), 398 nucleotides. RefSeq lists its product as uncharacterized. The record is from RefSeq and is a predicted model, not a curated record. NCBI's taxonomy places the organism in Eukaryota, Metazoa, Arthropoda, Insecta, Hemiptera, Delphacidae. The annotation marks the transcript as partial. The transcript has 2 exons.